Molecule: messenger RNA, 683 nt
Organism: Blastocystis hominis
Lineage: Eukaryota; Bigyra; Opalinata; Blastocystidae
Exons: 2
Coding region: 122-328 (68 amino acids)
Source: RefSeq, a predicted model, not a curated record
GUCGCCGGCGUGGUGAGAAAGAAGAAGAGCGAGAUUGGCGGUGAAGAAAGAGAGCCGGUACGCCGACACUAACGAGCGAACCAGAAGCGUUUUCCCCGUUCCGGGCGGACCGAACAGAAGGAUGCCCCGCGGGGGACGGAUCCCGCGGGAGAGGAACGCUUCCGCGUGGAACAGCGAGGCGGACACGAGCUGCUGCAGCGCGCGCUUGGGACCCGAAAGGCCGCCGACCGCCGCGUCCAAUACACUGAGGGGCGUUUCAUUAUUGGUGGAGGGCGUUUCAUUAUUGGUGGGAGUUUCAUUAUUGGUGGAGGGAAAGUUUCAUUUGUAAGUGUGUCAUUAUUGGUGGAGUUAGUUUCACUAUUUAUGGGAGUUUCACUAUUUAUGGAAGUUUCAUUGUUAUUGAUGGGAGUUUCAUUCUGGGGGUGGGAGUCGUCCUUGUAAAUCAAGGUAAUCCCUGUGGAUGCCAAAAUUUCCCCCAAUUUCAGCGGCGCCGGCGUGUUGUCGGGCGUUUCGUCUUGUAUGGGCGGGAGAGAAAGGAAUAAAUCGGUAACGAGGCCGCGCACGGCAAUCUACGAUUCAAGGACGGGAGUUUCAUUACUCCCAUGUAGGAAAAAAGAAGCGACUGGCCUUUGAGGCAGUGGCUGCCGAGCAGCUUGAGGAGGAUGGAGUGCAGGAGAUCUUCG